CAUUUGUUCUUACGUUUUAGUGGCCUCUUAACAUGCGCAAAUGCUGAAACGCACUCAGGGGCUAGGACCAGGGAAUAAUAAUAAUAAUAAUAAUUACAACGCCGGCCCAUAGGGCCUGGCAUGGAUUAACGGUGCAAGGUGACUAGGGCGAGAGGGCCCGUCCCCCUCACGCUGACGCCUCACCACGAAAGAGUCACAACCUCCGAAACUACAACCUCCAAGUCCUAGGCCGCUCUUCAAAGUCCACUACAUCCAAGCCUGCACACCUAGCAUAUCGAGCUAGGGAAACGCCACAUUAUAGUAGUGGAGCACUGCCAGUUCGUGCAAACCGAGGAGUCAUGGCGCUCCUCCUCGAGCCUUGGAUCUUGAGCCUUGUCUUGAACCUUGGACCUCGCCACUAAAUAGGACUUCUGCACCACGACCUUUCUAGGUUGCAGCGGGCAUAAGCCCGCAAUUGCCACUAAGGGCAAUUACCUAUCGUUCGUGGGAUCACCAAUCGGUUUCGCACCAAUCUUUCGCCUUUUGCAUAAUUGGGCUUUUAUCCGGAUUCGUACCCGGGUCCCUUCUGCCGUAAGGACGAAUCAAAUCGCUAACUGAGUUAGCGAUCCGGUGAUGGCUAGGACCAGGGGGGCAUGCCAAGAAUCAUGGCACCGCUCACCCCCGCACUAGGACACCUACACACGACCGAAACGUUAAGCAAAAGCUUGAUUUUGACGUGCCCAACCUAGAAGAGAUGGACCCGGACACAGCUGCGACCCUAGCGCAGGCGCAGAAUGAUCUUCAGCCCGGCGCCCAAGCCACUUACGCCUUCUCCUCGGCUCCGCUAGCUAUACUUGGUGGCAUGCUCGCCGACGGGACCCUUAACCUUAUCUUUGGCGCUGCCGGCGUGGGCAAGACGACCGUCGUUGCGUACUUGAUUAUGGCCCUUCUCGCCGGUGGCUGCAUUUUUGGGCGGCCUUGCGCUCCCCUGGUAGCGCGCGAUGACAACGGUGUCGCAUUGGUUUCACGUAUCCUGGUAUACGAGGGCGAGAACCGCGCUUCCGAGGCACAGCAACUCGUCGCAGCUGUCGCAUCGGCGUUUGGGACUUCUGCGGCUCUCAUCGAUAUCGACCACCAGGUGCGCUAAAUGUGUUAUCGUGAUGAAAACACUUAUUAUUGACUCGAAUGUCUACUUAUUUGGUUCCAUGUCGUUGUCGUUUGCAGAUAAAAUUUAUGCGAGUCGGCCACGGCGGGUUUUCAUGGAGGCGAGUCAAGGACCCUCAAGCCAGUGACGAAGGUUUAUUUCUGGAGACUGGACUAAUUCAGGUCAUUCGCAACGCCAUCUUGGACCGAUCCGUGUGUUGUGUCGUCCUCGACUCCCUGCUCAGCCUCUUGCGUUACGACCAAGCUUCUGCCAACAACCCCAACGUUAUGAUGAGCUUGUUACAGGUGUGUGUAUGUGUUUGUAAGUCUGUAUGUGACAUGUCCGUAUGGGAAGGGGGGGGGCAUCUGCAGACAUGUGUGUGGACGCGUGUCACAGUAUUGCGCUGCACACACUCCUUCGAUCUUACAUCUUAUCCGGUGCUGCGCAGGACCUGUUUACGUUAUGUGCAAUUCGUGGCGUCACAAUCAUUUUGUUACAUCAUGUCAACAAGAAGAGUGCCGGCAACAUUGCUGCUGGUGCACGAGUAAAUGCUUCAAUGCUUUCUGGGUCGUCCAGCAUUACCAACAACGUACAGCAUAUCAUUGGUAUUCAGAACCACACGGAUCCCGGAUGGGUCGAGGUGAGCAUGUCUGGGGGGAGAGCGUUUGGUAUGUGGCUGUGGCUUUCUGGGGCUUCUCUGUGCACAGCUGUAGCUUUGUUGCCUGAGCUGUCUCACCCUAUAGAUGCAUUUUUACUGACACCAUGCUUCCUUUUGCAUGCAGAUUGAGGUCGUGAAGAGUAAUGUUACAAGCACUGGGCUUGUCAGCUAUCUCAACACUUCCCGGCCUCUUGACUUCUCAAUGAUCACACCCCCGUCACUGGGCCAUCAAUCCAAUACCUCCACCGACACUCAGCUUGCUAUGAUGAAAAUGGUAGCUAAUAGUGGCCGGCACGGUGCAUUAUGGUUGGCUAUUGAGACAUCGUUGGGUGGCAAACCUACGGACCUAAUGGAUGCACGCGACGCCCUUUAUCGACAACAGCUUGUUUACCACAUUCAGGGCUCCGACAGGUACGGUUCGUUCAUGCUUUCGGGAUCCCUUGCUGCGGUUUGGCUAAUCACACAAUCGUA
Chlamydomonas reinhardtii is the source of this 2252-nucleotide messenger RNA. RefSeq lists its product as uncharacterized. Bases 734 to 1126 code for a protein of 130 amino acids. The record is from RefSeq and is a predicted model, not a curated record. The transcript has a single exon. NCBI's taxonomy places the organism in Eukaryota, Viridiplantae, Chlorophyta, Chlorophyceae, Chlamydomonadales, Chlamydomonadaceae.